UUGUUAAAAGGGGAUCCGUUGGUUGCCCAUUCCACACUUCUCUGAAGCCAGAGACAAGUGAGACACCACCUCAACAACUGUUGUAAACAUGGCCUUCUCCAGCAGCAGCUUUCUGUCCUCCAGUGGAGGCCAGAGAGCUUCCAUCUUUGGCCUUUCUGGGUCUUCCGUCUCUGGAGGAAGCACCAGAAUCAGCGCUAGACGAGCCCCCAGCGUGCAUGGUGGUGCAGGUGGCCUUGGGGUGAGGGUCUCCAGUGCUUCUGGUUUUGGAUUUGGAGCUGGAGGUGGAGCUGGAGCUGGAGGAUUUGGAGCUGGAGGAUUUGGAGCUGGAGGUGGAGCUGGAGCUGGUGGUCUGGGCUUUGGUUUUGCCCAAGGCAUGGAAUCUCAGCUCUCUGCCAAUGAGAAGGCCACCAUGCAAAAUCUGAACGACCGUCUGGCUUCAUAUCUGGAGAAGGUGCGCAUGCUGGAGAAGGCGAACGCUGAACUGGAGCUUAAGAUCCGUCAGUUCUAUGACAGCAAGACUUCCCCUACUGCUCGAGAUUACAGUGCCUACAUUGCUACAAUCCAAGACCUACAAUCAAAGAUCCAGGAUGCCACUAAAGUCAACGGAGGCAUUUACCUCAGCAUUGACAAUGCCAAACUGGCUGCUGAUGACUUCAGAAACAAGUACGAGAACGAGCUAGCAAUGCGGCAGUCGGUGGAGGCUGACAUUGCUGGUCUCAGAAAGGUCCUGGAUGAGUUGACUUUGAGCAGAUCUGAUCUGGAGAUGCAGAUUGAGGGUCUGAAGGAAGAAAUUGCAUUCCUCAAGAAGAACCAUGAGGAGGAUUUGCUUGCCAUGAAGAACCAGAUGAGUGGUCAAGUUCAUGUAGAGGUGGAUGCUGCACCACAAGAGGAUCUCACCAGAGUUCUGACUGAGAUCCGGGAGCAAUAUGAGGCCAUCGCAGCAAAGAACAAACGAGACCUGGAGGCCUGGUUCCAUUCUAAGACAGAAGACCUGAACAAGGAAGUGGCUUCACACACAGAGACUCUUCAAACAUCCCGAUCAGAGAUCACCGAAUUAAAGCGCACCCUACAAAAUCUUGAAAUUGAGCUGCAGUCACAGCUGAGCAUGAAAGCAUCCCUGGAAAACCAACUGGCCGAAACAGAGGCCAGCUACUCCAGGAAGCUGGCUGGCUUCCAGAUGCAAGUGACCUCCUUGGAGGAGCAGCUGGUACAGCUUCGUGCCGACUUGGAGCGUCAGGGCCACGAGUAUAAGAUGCUACUUGAUGUGAAGACACGCUUGGAGAUGGAGAUUGCUGAGUACAGGAGGCUGCUGGAUGGAGAGGCUGCAAGCAAGUCAUCAACAAGUAAAACCACAACCCGUAAGGUGGUGACUGUAGUAGAGGAGGUGGUCGACGGGAAGGUGGUCAGCACCACUACAAAGUGAACUGAGCACAAGCAACGGAGAUGCUCAUCACAGUACAAGAAACAUCUCCUGCUUCCCAUCUGGCUUCACCUAAAUACAGCAAUUAAUGCAAUAAAAUGCUGAGAUGUU
Messenger RNA from Scleropages formosus (Asian bonytongue), 1531 nucleotides. Its product is annotated as keratin, type I cytoskeletal 13-like. Gene Ontology annotation, molecular function: structural molecule activity. The record is from RefSeq and is a predicted model, not a curated record. The coding region runs from base 89 to 1423 and encodes 444 amino acids. Gene Ontology annotation, cellular component: cytoskeleton. Lineage: Eukaryota; Metazoa; Chordata; Actinopteri; Osteoglossiformes; Osteoglossidae. The transcript has 7 exons.